AUGUUCAAUCCGCGUCUGUUGUUGCUCCGCCUGCUCCGGCUGCGUGCUGUUCCCCCGACUCUCUCCGUUGCACCGCCAGCGUUCGCCCUAGCUGCGACUGACGUCCUUGCUGCUCCGCCUAUUGGCGUCGCGCAGGUGGUUGUUGCUGGCGCCGUGGCACUGCAACCGGUGGUGUUCGCCACCACUGAUGUCCUGGGCCAGGUAGCGCUCCCGGUCGCUCCCGCCCCUUCGACUGCGGCAACACCAAUGCCGACCCCGAUCGUCCAGGCGGUUCCUUCUUCUGCGCCGCUUGCUGCUGCUCCGCCGACUCAUCGCCCGCCGCAAACUGGGCUGGAUCCCGUGGCGGUCGCGGUGGCUGGUGUGGAGGGCGCGGUCGUGGUGGCGGCUGGGCGUAUGAUCAGCCGGUCAACUCCUCUUCCCCGGUCAGCUGUUCCACCUCCCUUUGCUCCCAUUGCAUCUGCUGCGGCUCCUGGGAAUCGCAUGCGGCUGCCGUGGGUUCCUCCUGUGGCGGGUAUUGAAUUCAUGACCACGGCAGGAGGACCUAUGACGGCGCAGUAUCCGUCCCUCCUACCCGUAGAUCAUGCUCCUUCGGCUACUGUGCUGAUGGUUCAGUUGUUGGUGGGGCCCUGUGCUUCAGCAGAGGUGCUGGAGGCGUCUCUGGGGCAACUGUGGCGCCUCUCUGAGGGUCUACGGGCUGUUCACCUGAUUCAGGUGUAUGGUCACGUGGCUCUCUCCCAGGGUGUUUCUCUGGAUGGCGGCCCUCGGGACGAGUGCCUAGAUGCCGCUGAUCGGCUUGCCGAGCUCCUGGCGCCCGUGUUGGUUGCGCCUGCGAGGGGUGGAGUUGCGGGCGUUGUACAGCUUGGGACUGCUCUCCAUGGUCUGUGGCGGUUUUUGCGCGCAGGGACUGCAGUUGACUUGAUCGGUGCAACAACAGUGGUGGUGCACGAGCUUCAUCUCUUGUUGACGGGCCUUCUUGCCUUCCUUGACGCGGAUCAGAUGUAG
Messenger RNA from Closterium sp. Naga37s-1, 1002 nucleotides. The record is from the annotation of a GenBank genome assembly. Lineage: Eukaryota; Viridiplantae; Streptophyta; Zygnematophyceae; Desmidiales; Closteriaceae.